AUGGCGGUGAAUGAGAUGGAUGGGUGCGACGGGUUGUCCUCAAAUGGCAACCAAAAUAAUUUGCACGAAUGUGGUAAUGAAAAUACAAUGACUGAUACCCAGGACAUGGAUAAUAUAGAAAUGAUUUCGGAACCAAUGACUCGGAACAACAGUAACAACAGUGCCAACAGUACGGAACAACAGCCACCAACUGAUGAGUCCGUUCAGAGAUCACUGUCCAUUAACUAUGAAGAUCAAGGCUUUUACGAACAAACUUUCGAUCAAAUAUCAUUCCAAGGAAAGGGUGGAUUUGGGAGUGUAUAUAAAGUCAGAGACAAAACUACAGAUGAAAUAUAUGCCAUCAAAUUAAUCCCAUUUAAAGAUUUCGACGAAGAGGAUACUAUAAAAACUUUGAGAGAAAUGCAAAAUUUGGUGAAAGUUAAGUCACAAUAUGUUGUCGAUUGGUAUCAGUCAUGGCGUGAAGCCGGACUCCUAUUUAUUCAAAUGGAGUUUUGUUCACAGAAUUUAAUGGAUAUUCUUAAAGAUAAACCACAAGUAUUUAGCCGAAAAUCAGGAGAUCUAAUGAAUUUAGUCGAGUAUUUCAUUUCGUGUGAAAUAUUGCGACAAAUCUUAGAAAGUGUUCAGUAUUUGCAUGAAUUGAAUCCACAGAUCAUUCACAGAGACUUCAAACCCGAUAAUAUAUUGAUUGCUGAUAUAAUAAGGAACGGAAGGUUUAUUAAGUUAUGCGACUUUGGUUUGGCUACAGUUCACGAGAACAGUAUUCACAAUAAAACUAAAUACAAACACACGACAGACACGAGAGACUAUAGAUAUAUGGCGCCCGAAAAUCUUCAGGGUAAAAAAUAUAACCACAAAACCGAUUUUUAUAGUGUGGCACUAAUUGGUGGUGAAUUGUUUGACAUCGUGGUCCACACUAUUGACGAUAACAGGCCCGAAUGUAGAAAAGUGAUGGAUAGAUAUAGCGAGUGGUCUAUUGAUAAGAAUAUUCUGAUAAAUGAUAAGAUAUACAAGGUCAUAUUAAAUAAGCUCGAGGCUUAUGAUUCAUAA
Messenger RNA from Oppiella nova, 1047 nucleotides. The record is from the annotation of a GenBank genome assembly. NCBI's taxonomy places the organism in Eukaryota, Metazoa, Arthropoda, Arachnida, Sarcoptiformes, Oppiidae.